GGCCACCAGCAGAUUGCGCGCGAAGUGGAGGAGAGGUUGUCAGACUAGCCGCUCAUAGUGCGCGCGUUCUGGUACUGGCGGGGCGAGUACGCGUGUGCGGGGACGAGCGCGUUCGGGAGGGAGAGAGCGCCUUUACUGUGUGUCCGCGAGUGGUACGAGCACGGCGCGAGGCGCGAGAGGCGGGAAGCCUGCACCUGUGGAGCUGUGGAGCGAGGUUGCGCCUCACUCACUCACGCCGCCGCCGGCUGGCUCCCUACCGCGUGCCCCGCGGCCCUCCCGUGUGGACGCUGCCCCCCCUCCCGGAGACCACCAGUGCGACCACCCGCACCAGCUGAUGACCGGCGACUCCUCGUCGGCGUCGUCGUCAGAGAGGUCCCCGUCUCCUUCCCACUCGCACGCGGCGGAUUUCCCGACUGGCGGUGGCUCUGGCGUCGCAGUGGACACGGCUAGCAUGAGGGAGGAGAACCAGAUGCGGAAGUGAGUAAGUGCACAAUGACGGACGACGUGACGACGGCCCUGCCGGGCUCGGAGACGGCGGUGUACGCGCGGCGGUGGGCCAUGCUCGCCAUGUUCGUGACGCUCUCCAUGACGAGCGCCUUCCAGUGGAUCGAGUACUCCAUCAUCUCGGACGCCAUCAUGGCGUACUACAACGUGCCGGCCUUCUGGGUGGACUGGACCUCCAUGAUCUACAUGGUCACCUACAUCCCGCUCAUCCUGCCCGGCUCCUGGCUGCUCGACAAGAAGGGGCUGCGCUGGGCGCUGGUGCUGGCGGUGCUGGGGACGUGCGCCGGCUCGUGGGUCAAGGUGUUCUCGGUGGCGCGCGACCGCUACUGGGUCACGUUCCUCGGCCAGACCAUCGUGGCCGUGUCGCAGGUCUUCAUCCUGAACGUGCCCGCCCGCCUGGCCGCCGUGUGGUUCGGCCCGGGCCAGGUGUCCUCCGCCUGCUCCAUCGGCGUCUUCGGCAACCAGCUGGGAGUGGCGCUGGGCUUCGUGGUGCCACCCAUGCUGGUGACCCAGAGCGAGGAUGUGGAGCUCCUCGGGGAGCAGCUGCGGAUCCUCUUCUACAUCGUGGCGGGCGUCACCUCCGUCCUGCUGGUCCUCAUCCUCUUCUUCUUCCAGGCUGGUCCACCGCUUCCACCCAGCCCCGCGCAGGCCACCAUCAAGGCAUCCGAAAACGAGGGCUUCUUCAUCUCCGUCAAGCGGCUGUCCACCAACUGGCCCUACAUGCUGCUGCUGCUGUCGUACGGCGUCAACAUUGCCGUGUUCUACGCCAUCAGCACGCUACUCAACCAGGUCGUGCUCAAGGUCUUCCCGCAUAGUCGCGACGCGGGGCACAUCGGCCUGGUCAUCGUGCUGGCGGGGAUGUUGGGCUCCGUCGUGUGCGGCGUUGUCCUGGACUCCACCGGCAGAUUUAAGGAGACGACUCUUGCUGUCUACGCGCUCUCCCUGGUCGGCAUGUUGGUGUACACGUACUCGUUCUUCACCGGCCUCAUCUGGGUCGUGUACUUGGCCAGCGCUGUGCUAGGGUUCUUCAUGACGGGAUACCUCCCCGUGGGCUUCGAGUUCGCCGCCGAGCUGACGUACCCGGAGCCGGAGGGCACGUCGGCAGGCCUACUCAACGCCGCCGUCCAGAUGUUCGGCAUCCUCUUCACCAUGUUCUACGGCUGGAUCUUCGAGCGCGCCGGCCACCUGUGGGCCAACAUCACCAUGUGCGUGGCGCUGUUCAUCGGCACCAUCAUGACGGCCUGCAUCAAGAACAACCUGCGGCGGCAGGCGGCGCAGAAGAACCCCCUGGACCGCGCCAUCGCCGUGAGCACCAUCGGCAGCCCCAUCGAGCAGGUCCUAGAAAACGACGUCAUACCAGCAGACUUAGUGUACCAGUCAGCCCCUCCUCAGCAGUCUGAUUACAAAGUGCGUCACACAGUUACUAGAAGAGCUCAGAACUACAAUGAUGAUCCACACCUAUUGAUUUAAUAUUCUUGUAUACUAAUUUCUGAAAUAAACUGGUACUCACAUCACAGGAGAAAAAAUGAAAA
Molecule: messenger RNA, 2036 nt
Organism: Frankliniella occidentalis (western flower thrips)
Lineage: Eukaryota; Metazoa; Arthropoda; Insecta; Thysanoptera; Thripidae
Product: feline leukemia virus subgroup C receptor-related protein 2
Exons: 10
Coding region: 493-1974 (493 amino acids)
Biological process (GO): transmembrane transport; heme export
Cellular component (GO): membrane
Molecular function (GO): heme transmembrane transporter activity; heme binding
Source: RefSeq, a predicted model, not a curated record